CGAUAAUGCAGAUAACUCAAACUAAUCGGUUACUCAUAUAUUACUACUACAUUGAAUAUGAGAUGAAAUAUUGAUCGAACUUCUGCUGUUCGCUACUCUGCGCGCACCCAAUACUCCUAUACUUCGGACAGGUGCCAUUUGCAGGCGGUGAUGGCGGUAUCACCUUUGGUGCCUCACUCCCCUUCGGUAACUACAUCAAGUGGGAAGUACAAUGCUCGUUCGCCGGCGGUAGGCUCUGAGCUCACAGAGCAGUUAAAUGAAGAAGUAAGACGCAAGUACGUCAAAGACAAGGUACUGGGCGAAGGCACCUACGCCGUAGUCUAUCUGGGCCAUCUUCGAGUUGAUCCGUCAUCGUCCGUCGCCAUUAAAAAAAUCAAAGUCAAUGCUGAAUACAGAGAUGGACUCUCCAUGGAUGCAAUUCGCGAGGUCAAGUACCUCCAGGAGCUUUCUCACCCCAAUAUCAUCGCACUGCAUGAUGUAUUUUCUUCCAAGGAUCAAAAUCUCAACUUGGUUCUAGAAUAUCUACCACGGGGCGAUCUGGAGAUGCUUAUUAAAGAUGGAAAUAUCCAGUAUGGCGCUGCAGAUGUCAAGGCAUGGAUGGGAAUGCUUACAAGGGGUGUCUGGUUUUGCCAUGAGAAUUUUGUGCUACACCGGGAUAUCAAACCGAAUAACCUUCUGAUCGCUUCCGAUGGGGAAGUUAAGCUGGCAGAUUUCGGUCUUGCUAGGUCAUUUGCCGAUCCCUAUCUGAACAUGACUCAUCAGGUUAUCACACGCUGGUACCGACCGCCUGAGCUACUCUAUGGCGCACGACAGUACUCCGGUGCUGUUGACAUCUGGUCGGUGGGAAUGGUGUUCGCCGAACUUCUUCUCCGAGUCCCAUUUGUUGCAGGGAACAGCGAUCUCGAUCAGAUAUCCAAAAUAUGCGAGGCGUUUGGCACGCCAACGGAGGAAAACUGGCCAGGGGUCACAAAGUUACCUAAUUAUCUGCCACCUGAUAAGAAUCAAGUUGUACCAUUCCAGGGUCGGGAUUUCUUCUUACGACAGUUUCCCACUGCAGGACCUGCCGGUGCAGAUCUACUAAUGUCGAUGUGCGCAUUGGAUCCAAGAAAACGAAGCACCGCAUGCAAGAUUCUUGAACACCACUGGUGGACUGCUGAACCCAAGCCGACGCGAAAAGAAGAUCUCCCGAGGAAAUCCGGAGGCCCCAAGAAGAUGGGUGAUGAUCUGACUAGAAGAGGUGGGGAGUUAGUCGGCAAUGAUGGUCCGUUUAAAAAUACUGCUCGACAGCUGAAUUUUUAAAAAUGAAGGUGCACUCAUGGUUUGGCUUGUGGCAAGAUGCAUCUUCCUGUGUAAUGGGCGUAGCAGAUAGUAGCAAUCACAUACUGCGGUGUCUGUCCUCCAGCAACUGUUUUAUAUACCCUUACAGUGCAUUCAGGCCUGCGUUUACGGAAACUCUAUACAGUCCUGGUUGGAAGGGGAACUAUUCCCCUUGUUAUUGAAGUAUUCUUUCGCCAUUAUUUCAUGUAUAAGGCUAGUGUGUCUGUCUCUGACUGGAGUUGGAUGUUCACAGUAAGGGAUAUUUAGAUACCAAAAGCUAAAAUACAGGAUGGAAUACAAGUGAAAACUCAAGAAGACAAAUGAGCCCAGUAGAAGCAUAUUAAUUAUUAUCGCUUAGCAUGAUUCCUGGCGUUUCUAUUAUCUUUAUUAAUAUGUGUUGUUGCAGAGACACCAUCCAGUGCAUCUCAUCCACUUCAUGAAGUAUAGACCAACUCUUC
Messenger RNA from Monascus purpureus, 1775 nucleotides. The record is from the annotation of a GenBank genome assembly. NCBI's taxonomy places the organism in Eukaryota, Fungi, Ascomycota, Eurotiomycetes, Eurotiales, Aspergillaceae.